This is a messenger RNA of Heteronotia binoei (common prickly gecko), 3921 nucleotides long. Its product is annotated as zinc finger protein 721-like. Gene Ontology annotation, biological process: regulation of DNA-templated transcription. Gene Ontology annotation, molecular function: DNA-binding transcription factor activity, RNA polymerase II-specific; RNA polymerase II cis-regulatory region sequence-specific DNA binding. The record is from RefSeq and is a predicted model, not a curated record. NCBI's taxonomy places the organism in Eukaryota, Metazoa, Chordata, Lepidosauria, Squamata, Gekkonidae.
AUGUGGCAGUCAGUGAAUGGAGCAGAAGAACACCAAUUGAUGGGGAAAGAGGAUAUACAGUCACAUGCAAAAAAUAAGUUUGAAGAUUUGGAUGCACCCAGGAAGGAGGAGGGAAAACACCCACCAAAAGAGAAAAAUAAUUCCAGUCCUACACAGAGGGAUGACUCCGUACAGCAAAACGUAUGUCAAGGAGACACCAGGAAAGAGUGCACUGCAAGCAGGGGAAAUUACACUGAAGUAUCUGUUAUUAAUACUCAACCAAAGAUGUUUAACAAAAAGAAAAUAUAUAAAUGGCAGGUGUGCGGGAAAAGCUUCAGUCACAGUGGAAACCUCACUUCCCAUCGAAGAAUUCACAGAGAGAAGAAACCAUUCAAAUGCCUGGAGUGCAGGAAAAGCUUCACUUACAGUUCCAGUCUUACUUCCCAUCGAAGAAUUCACACAGGGGAGAAACCAUAUAAAUGCCUGGAGUGUGGGAAAAGCUUCAGAAAGAGUUCCCAUCUUAGUUCUCAUCGAAAAACUCACGCAGGGGAGAAACCAUACAAAUGCCUGGAGUGUGGGAAAAGCUUCACUCAGAUUUCUAAUCUUAGUUCUCAUCGAAAAACUCACACAGAUGAGAAGCCAUACAAAUGCCUGGAGUGUGAGAAAAGCUUCAGGAAGAGUUCCCAUCUCAGUACCCAUCAAAAAACUCACACAGGGGAGAAGUCAUUCAAAUGCCUGGAGUGUGAGAAAAGCUUCAGGUUCGGUGCUGAACUUACUUCCCAUCAAAGAAUUAACACAGGAGAGAAACCAUAUAAAUGCCUGGAAUGCGGGAAAAGCUUCACUCUGAGUUCCAGUCUUACUUCCCAUCAAAGAAAUCACACAGGGGAGAAAACAUACAAAUGCCUGGAGUGUGGGAAAAGCUUCAGAAAGAGUUCUAGUCUUACUUCCCAUCAACGAAUUCACACAGGGGAGAAACCAUACAAAUGUCUGGAGUGUGGGAAAAGAUUCAGUCAGAGUUCCAGUCUUACUUCCCAUCGAAGAAUUCACACAGCGGAGAAAUCAUAUAAAUGCCUGGUGUGUGGGAAAAGAUUCAAUCAGAGUUCCAGUCUUACUUCCCAUCGAAGAAUUCACACAGCGGAGAAACCAUACACAUGCCUGGAGUGCGGGAAAAGCUUUACUUACACUUCCAGUCUUACUUCCCAUCGAAGAAUUCACACAGGGGAGAAACCAUACAAAUGCCUGGAGUGUGAGAAAAGCUUCAGAAAGAGUUCCCAUCUUACUUCCCAUCAAAGAAUUCACACAGGGGAGAAGUCAUACAAAUGCCUGGAGUGUGAGAAAAGCUUCAGGUUCGGUGCUGAACUUACUUCCCAUCAAAGAAUUCACACAGGAGAGAAACCAUAUAAAUGCCUGGAAUGCGGGAAAAGCUUCACUCUGAGUUCCAGUCUUACUUCCCAUCAAAGAAUUCACACGGGGGAGAAACCAUACAAAUGCCUGGAGUGUGGGAAAAGCUUCACUCAGAGUUCCAGUCUUACUUCCCAUCGAAGAAUUCACACAGCGGAGACACCAUACACAUGCCUGGAAUGCGGGAAAAGCUUCACUCAGAGUUCUAGUCUUACUUCCCAUCGAAGAAUUCACACAGGGGAGAAACCAUACAAAUGCCUGGAGUGUGGGAAAAGCUUCACUCAAAGUUUUAAACUUACUUCCCAUCGAAGAAUUCACACAGGGGAGAAACCAUACAAAUGCCUGGAGUGUGGGAAAAGCUUCACUCAGAGUUCCAGUCUUACUUCCCAUCGAAGAAUUCACACAGCGGAGACACCAUACACAUGCCUGGAAUGCGGGAAAAGCUUCACUCAGAGUUCUAGUCUUACUUCCCAUCGAAGAAUUCACACAGGGGAGAAACCAUACAAAUGCCUGGAGUGUGGGAAAAGCUUCACUCAAAGUUUUAAACUUACUUCCCAUCGAAGAAUUCACACAGGGGAGAAACCAUACAAAUGCCUGGAGUGUGGGAAAAGCUUCACUCAGAGUUCCAGUCUUACUUCCCAUCGAAGAAUUCACACAGCGGAGAAACCAUACACAUGCCUGGAGUGCGGGAAAAGCUUUACUUACAGUUCCAGUCUUACUUCCCAUCGAAGAAUUCACAUGGAGAAACCAUAUAAAUGCCUGGAGUGUGCGAAAAGCUUCAGGUUGGGUGUCGAACUUACUUCCCAUCAAAGAAUUCACACGGGGGAGAAACCAUACAAAUGCCUGGAGUGUGGGAAAAGCUUCGCUCAGAGUUCUAGUCUUACUUCCCAUCAAAGAAUUCACACAGGGGAGAAACCAUAUAAAUGCCUGGUGUGUGGGAAAAGAUUCAGUCAGAAUUCCAGUCUUACUUCCCAUCGAAGAAUUCACACAGCGGAGAAACCAUACACAUGCCUGGAGUGCGGGAAAAGCUUUACUUACAGUUCCAGUCUUACUUCCCAUCGAAGAAUUCACAUGGGGGAGAAACCAUAUAAAUGCCUGGAGUGUGCGAAAAGCUUCAGGUUGGGUGUCGAACUUACUUCCCAUCAAAGAAUUCACACGUAAAAGGGGGAGAAACCUUUUAAAUGCCUAAAGUGUGGGAAAAGCUUCUGUCAGCGUUCCCAUCUUAGUUCUCAUAAAAAAACUCACACUGGGGAGAAACCAUAUAAAUGCCUGGAGUGUGGGAAAAGCUUCAGGUUGUGUGCUAAACUUACUUCCCAUCGAAGAAUUCACACAGGGGAGAAACCAUAUAAAUGCCUGGAGUGUGGGAAAAGCUUCAGUCAGAGUUCCACUCUUACCUCCCAUCACAGCGUGUUUAACAAAAAGAAAAUAUAUAAAUGCCAGGAGUGCGGGAAAAGCUUCACUUACAGUUCCCGUCUUACUUCCCAUCGAAGAAUUCACACAGGGGAGAAACCAUAUAAAUGCCUGGAGUGUGGGAAAAGCUUCAGAAAGAGUUCCCAUCUUAGUUCUCAUCGAAAAACUCACACAGGGGAGAAACCAUACAAAUGCCUGGAGUGUGGGAAAAGCUUCACUCAGAUUUCGCAUCUUAGUUCUCAUCGAAAAACUCACACAGGUGAGAAACCAUACAAAUGCCUGGAGUGUGAGAAAAGCUUCAGGUUCGGUGCUGAACUUACUUCCCAUCAAAGAAUUCACACAGGGGAGAAACCAUAUAAAUGCCUGGAGUGUGGGAAAAGCUUCAGGUUGUGUGCUAAACUUACUUCCCAUCGAAGAAUUCACACAGGGGAGAAACCAUACAAAUGCCUGGAGUGUGGGGAAAGAUUCAGGAUGUGUGCUACACUUACUUCCCAUCAAAGAAUUCACACAGGGGAAAAACCAUAUAAAUGCCUGGAAUGCGGGAAAAGCUUCACUCAGAGUUCCAGCCUUACUUCCCAUCAAAGAAUUCACACAGGGGAGAAACCAUAUAAAUGCCUGGAGUGUGGGAAAAGCUUCAGUCACAGUUCCACUCUUACCUCCCAUUCAAAAACUCACACAGAGGAGAAACCAUACACAUGCCUGGAGUGUGGGAAAAGCUUCAGGAAGAGUUCCACUCUUACCUCCCAUACAAAAACUCACACAGGGGAGAAACCAUACACAUGCCUGGAGUGUGGGAAAAGCUUCAGGAAGAGUUCCCAUCUUAGUUCCCAUCAAAGAAUUCACACAGGGGAGAAACCCUAUAAAUGCCUAAAGUGUGGGAAAAGCUUCAGUCAGAGUUGCAUUCUUACUUCCCAUCAAAAAACUCACACAGGGGAGAAAGCAUAUAAAUGCCUGGAGUUUGGGAAAAGCUUCAGGAAGACUUCCCAUUUUAGUUCCCAUCGACAAACUCACACAGGGGAGAAACCAUACACAUGCCUGGAGUGUGGGAAAAGCUUCAGGUUGCGUGCCAGUCUUAUUUCCCAUAGAAGAAUUCAUGCAGGGGAGAAAACAUACAAAUGCCUGGAGUGUUAA